Molecule: messenger RNA, 1565 nt
Organism: Gastrolobium bilobum
Lineage: Eukaryota; Viridiplantae; Streptophyta; Magnoliopsida; Fabales; Fabaceae
Product: squamosa promoter-binding-like protein 7
Exons: 3
Coding region: 379-1245 (288 amino acids)
Cellular component (GO): nucleus
Molecular function (GO): DNA binding
Source: RefSeq, a predicted model, not a curated record
UGCCCUCCCAGAGAAGACCCAGUUCAUUUUCACGUGUCUCUCUCUCUCUCAUUCAACAAGUCUUUCUGUGGCGUUGCAGCCUUAACCUUAACCCCUUUGGACCAUAACAAACAAAGCAACCUGCAAAACCUUCUGCAUCCAUUCUCUUCUCACCCUCUUUCCUCUUUUAUACCAACAUCAACAACAAAGCAAAAAGAAAAAAGCUUCACUCAGAAAUGCCCUUCUCUCAUCACUCUUUCGUUCACCUCCUUAUAGCUAUAAACCACUAGCCAUGACUAUAGCUAGCUACCAUAUUUGAUGCCCUUGUUAUUUCAUACCCUCCUUGCACACGCUUUGCACCUAACUAGAAAAAGAAAGAGAGAGAGAUAGAGAGAGAACAUGUUCUGCCAUAACAACAAUAUCAGAGAGCAAAAUGGAAAUAGUAACAGUAACAGUUUUGCUUUCUAUUCAUCAUGGGAGCCCAUUACUGCGGCGGAGAGCUCCGCCGCCGCCACCCGCCACCAUCAGCUACCACUCUACGGAGGAGGUGGGUCCCACGUGUACCCAGACCCACAUCUCACAUGCUUGUACCUAGGUAAGGGGCAUUACUUUGAGGAAACUAAUGUUGCUAAUGCUACUCAUCUGGGAAAGCGACACGUUUACAGUGAUGGUUUUGGCUUUGAGGGUAAUAAUAAUAAUAAGAGAGGCAAAGCCUACUGUGGAAGUGGUGGAGCUGCACCGUUUGCGGCGGCGAUGGUGCCAAGAUGUCAGGUGGAGGGGUGCCACGUGUCACUGUUGAACGCCAAGGAGUAUCACAGAAGGCACAAAGUUUGUGAUAUGCAUUCCAAGGCACCCAAAGCUGUAGUGUUAGGGAUGGAGCAGAGAUUCUGUCAGCAGUGUAGCAGGUUUCAUGUGGUAACAGAGUUUGAUGAUUCAAAGAGGAGUUGUAGGAGAAGACUGGCUGGCCAUAAUGAGAGAAGAAGAAAGAGCUCUCAUCAUUCUGUUACUAGGAAUUCUAAACAAGGGUGUGCUCUCUCUCUUCUGUCAUAUGGGAGUGAAUAUUCAUGGCUUUCUCAUGCUGAUCUCUCCAUAAGGUGCAGUGCAGCAUUACGUGAAUUGAUAGCUGAAAACCGUGCUGCCCUCAUGACUAGGAAGCUUGUUUUAGAUAGAGACUGGAAUUUUCCCCAUCACGCAGUGGAAGACUUUAAGGACAUACAACCUGACUCCGAUUAUUUUCCACAACAAAUCUUUCCCCAGAAACAAUAAUAAUGGUUCUAAACUUGGCCUGAGGUUGUUAUCCACCAAUUUGGAUUCUCUCAUUUUUUUUUCUUGUGUUAAUUAUAAGAAAGAAAGACACAAAAAUAUAGUAGGACUCAUCUUUAUUUGUGUUGGGUAAUUAAAUUUGAUUUUGUGUCUUUUUUUCUCAUUACAUGCUUGUGUAAUAAGAGGAAAACAUAAAAGGAGAAUCCGAAUCUCUUAUCCAUGUAUUGUAGCCAUUUAUGGACUGCCUAAUAAUUGGGAGGUAUUUUUGUCUAUGCUUUCCAAAUCUUUUAUUUGCUAAAAAUAAAGUUUAGAAAACUUUUUUC